Messenger RNA from Spinacia oleracea (spinach), 4479 nucleotides. RefSeq lists its product as uncharacterized. The record is from RefSeq and is a predicted model, not a curated record. Lineage: Eukaryota; Viridiplantae; Streptophyta; Magnoliopsida; Caryophyllales; Amaranthaceae. The transcript has 3 exons. The coding region runs from base 1 to 4479 and encodes 1492 amino acids.
AUGGCGAGGAAGAAGAAAGCAAUACUGAAUAUUUCUACGACGAAAGUUGCAGCGAAGUCUCCCUCAGUAAGUUCUCACACUUCAGGCACCAGUACUACUCAAAAUGAUGCCCAAAAUGCAAACCCAGAUGCUCUGGUUUUUGACUCAGAUGGCGAGGAGCUGAUGCAUUCUCCUCUAGUCCACCCUUCGGCUGGUAUGAUUCCACGCAAACUUCAUGAUACUAUUUUGUUAUUGGAUCAGAAUUUGGGGGUUGGUCGUAAUAAUACUGUGGGUGGAACUAACCCUCAGGGGAAUGGAGAAUCUGUUGAUAUUGGGGAUAUUGGGGGAAAUAACACUGAACCUGGGGUAGUUGAACCUCCGAUUGUUAAAGAACCAUGGAAAAAUCUGUUCACUGGAUCUAAAAUGGCUUCAAAAGGGGCGUCCCUAUCAUUUGUUACACCUGUGCUGCAGGAUGGGAAGAAAAUUGCUCAAUUGCAGGAGGAUGAAAUGAAUGAACUCACUGAGAAAUGGAAAUCAUCUAUGGUGAUGUAUGUGGUAGGGGAUUCCCCUACUAUAGCUUCUGUGAAAAGAUAUAUGGAAGGGAUGUGGAAUUCUGUUGCUCAGCCUCAGGUGUUUUACCAUGAUGAUGGUUACUUCAGCAUCAAGUUUGUGAACAUGAAGGACAGAAACCAGAUUAUUGCAGGAGGACCUUAUACAUUUUAUGGGAAACCAGUUAUCAUUAAACCCUGGACAGCAAACUUUAAUUUCUAUGAAGAAGUACUUAGGGUUAUACCUUUGUGGGUGAGAUUUCCUAAUCUGCCACUCAAUUGUUGGGGGUGUGAUUCACUAAGCAGGAUUGGUAGUCUGUUAGGGGUGCCACUCUUUGCUGAUGAAUGCACUACUAGGCAAGAUAGAGUAUCUUUUGCUCGAGUGUUGAUAGAAAUGGAUAUCACUAGCCCAUUGCCUGAUUGUGUCUGGAUAGAGGAUUCAAAGGGUGGGAUGUUCAAGCAAGCUGUUACUUAUGACUGGUUGCCACAAUAUUGUAAAGUUUGCUGUACUGCAGGCCAUGAUUGUACUAAAAAGACUAAACCACCAGUACCAAAACCUGUAGCCAAAAAGGUGUGGGUUCCUAAAGCUGUCCAACAAGCUCAUCCAAUGUCAGAACAACAGGAGCAACCUAAUGCUGUGCACACUCCUGAGAUGCCUGUUAACAAUGUAUCUGAUCCUACUCCAUGGAAAAUUGUGACAAGAAGGACUAAGGGAUUGUCUAGAAUGAGGACUUUGAGCCCUAGCAAUCCAUUUACUGUGUUGCCUGUAGAAUUGAGUUUCAAAGAAUUAACAGGAGGUGAUAUGGAGAUGCAAAAUACUACUGAACCCCCUGAUGAAGAAGAAACUAGAGUUAAGGAAAGCAAUUUCUCUAGAGUAGUCAAUAAGUUUGGGAGAAAUUGGAAAUGGGAAAAUAAUUACACUGCAAACCCCAGAGGUAGAAUUUGGGUAGGCUGGCUUUAUCAAGAAGUUGAUAUCCAUGUGUUACAGGUGCAUGAACAAUUUAUUCACUGUGAAAUUAGGGAUAGGUAUGGAGUGGUGGAAUUGUAUGUUACUCUGGUGUAUGGUCUUCACUCCAUUGACACUAGGAAGAAUUUGUGGAACUCUCUUACUACUCUUGCCUCAAGUGUAGGUAGCUGUCCUUGGGUCAUUACUGGUGAUUUUAAUUCUCCCCUGUUUGCUGAUGAUAGAAUCAAUGGUACUCCUGUUUCAGCAACAGAAACCAAGGAUUUUGAUGAGUUUAUUACAAGUAAUGGGCUGUGUCCUGUAAAGAGUGUAGGACAUUAUUUCUCUUGGCACAAAGGCACUGGUGAAGACAAGGUGGAGGGAGGUAGACCUUUCAGAUUUCUCAAUUAUUUGGCUGAUCAUAGUAGUUUUUCUGCUAUUAUUCAGGCAGCUUUUACUGAAGUAUACCAUGGCACUCCUAUGUUUAAGCUCUGGUGUAAGCUGAAAAAAGUCAAGGCUGAACUCAAGAAGUUACAUAGAGAAGACUUCUCUGGUAUUACUGAGAAGAUUACCAUUGCUAGAAGUGAGCUUGAUAAGGUUCAACAGAGUUUGCAAACUGGUAGAUCUCCUGCUCUUCUCAACCAAGAGGUGGUUUGCAUUAAACAGCUUAGGCAUUGGCUGAGAAUUGAUGAGAUAGCAUUGAGACAAAAAUCUAGGAUCCAAUGGCUAAAACUAGGUGAUUCUAACAACCACUUUUUCUUUUCCACUGUGAAAGAAAGAGUUAGAUUCAAUAGCAUUGCCAUCCUAUAUGAUGAUAAUGGCACUAAAUUGGUUGAUCCUGAUCUAAUUCAAACAGAAAUUCUGAGUUUCUACAAAAAGCUGCUUGGCACUUCUGCAAACACUCUUCCCUCUAUUCACAUUCCAACAGUGAGAAAUGGCUCUAGGCUAAAUAAUGAUGCUAGACAGGAUCUGUGCAGGGAUGUUACUGAUGAUGAGAUUGAUUUGGCAUUACAUGGGAUUGGCAAUGAUAAGGCUCCUGGUCCAGAUGGUUUAAAUGCAGUCUUUUUCAAAAAGGCUUGGCCUGUCAUCAAACAGGAUAUUUAUAGAGCAGUGAAGGAUGUGUUUGUUACCAAUUUCAUGCUUCCCCAGUACAACUGUACAUCUAUUACUCUCAUUCCAAAAGUUCCUAAUCCUACAAGAGUUAAAGAGUACAGACCAAUUGCAUGCUGUAAUGUGGUGUACAAAAUUGUUUCAAAAAUUCUAACUACAAGAAUGCAAGGGGUGAUUGGACAGGUUGUUAGUGAAUGUCAAUCUGGGUUUAUUCCUGAGAGGCAAAUUUCUGACAAUAUUCUGCUUGCUACUGAGCUCACUAAGGGCUACACUAGAGCCCAUCUUUCACCCAGAUGUAUGCUCAAGAUUGACUUAAAGAAAGCCUAUGAUUCAAUUGAAUGGCCUUUCUUGAUCAGUGUUAUGGAUGCUCUUGGCUUCCCUCAUAGAUUUGUGCAAUGGGUGUACACAUGCAUUUCCACUGUAUCUUACAGUGUGCUCAUUAAUGGGAAACCUUGUACACCUUUCAAAGCUAAAAAAGGGCUAAGACAGGGAGAUCCCUUGUCUCCUUUUUUAUUUGCUAUUGGCAUGGAAUACUUGUCUAGACAUCUCCAUCAGUUGCAGACCAAGCCUGAUUUUAACUUUCACCCAAGAUGUGCUAAACUGGCUCUUACUCAUCUAAUGUUUGCUGAUGAUUUGCUUCUAUUCUGUAGGGCAGAUCUAAUCUCUAUUGACAUGAUGUUGGCUUCUUUUAAGAAGUUUUCUCUAGCUUCUGGUUUGGAGGCUAAUAUGGAUAAAAGUAACAUUUAUGUUGGGGGUGUUUAUGGUCAAGAUAAAGCUGAUAUUCUCAAUGCAGUUUCUACUCCUGAAGGUUCCUUUCCCUUCAGAUAUUUGGGAGUUCCCCUCUCAACUAAGAAGUUGAAGUAUACUCAAUGUAGACCCUUAAUUGAGAAGGUGUUGGCUAGAGCUAAAGUGUGGACUGUCAAGCAUCUAUCUUAUGCAGGUAGGCUCCAGUUGGUUCAAACAAUAUUGCUGAGUUUACAAUCCUUUUGGUGUCAGAUUUUCAUCUUGCCAAAGAAAGUGAUCAAAGAAAUUCAAGGGUAUUGCAGGGUGUUCCUGUGGACAGGCAACACUGACCCUUCAAAAAAAGCUCUGGUUGCUUGGCACAAGCUUUGCUUGCCCAAAGUUGCUGGUGGUUUGAAUCUGAAAGAUAUGUGCUGGUGGAACAAAGCAGCUGUUGCUAAACUCCUCUGGGCUAUAACUUAUAAGAAGGAUAGACUUUGGUGUAAAUGGGUUCAUGCUUACUACAUAAAGGGGAGGGAUGUUGGGAGCACUCAAUGGCCUGUUAACAUGUCUUGGCCUUUGAGGAAAAUUCUGAACUCUCAGAGUUUAAUAGAUAGCAUUGGAGGGUGGAGUGCAGUGAGUAAGGGAGGUGUCUUUUCCAUCCAAAUCAUGUAUCAUCUGCUGAUGGGGCCAUGUGAUAAAGUCAGCUGGAGGAGAAUCAUUUUCCAUAAUAAAGCUUCCCCAAAAAGUUUGUUUGUCUCUUGGCUUGCUGUUUUGGGAAGAUUGCCUACACUGGAUAGACUUCUCAAGUGGAAAAUUGUGGACUCUAAUGUGUGUCCUUUAUGUUCUUGUAUGCCAGAGUCUACUCAACAUCUGUUUUUUGAGUGUAGCUACUCUGCUGCUAUCUGGUCUUCAGUUCUUGCUUGUUUACAGUUUCACAGACCUGUUUCUCAGCUUGAUAAUGAAGUGGUGUUGAUGACAAGAGCUGCCAAAAGAACUGGUGACAGAUUCAAGUUGCUUCUGAUGUUCUUUGCUGAAUGUCUUUAUGGAAUAUGGCUGCAAAGAAAUGCAAAAGUCUACACUCAUUCCUGCAGAAGUCCCCUUGAUCUUCUUAGAGAUAUCAAAUAUCGUGUGGCCUGUAGAGCCACUGAUCAGCAAAGAAACUUGCUCUUGAUGUAA